ACAGUAUGCAAUUCAACAAAGUGGGGAUCUAUUACCGAUUUUAACUGAUACAAAUUGGCUGAGAAAAACAAUGCAUUAACAAUGCCAAAAAAAACAUCGUAAGGUAUUUGCUAAAGCAAGACGAUUAUUCGACAUUGUUAUACCUGGAAGUGAAAUCCCAGAAUAGUUCCCCCAUCAGAGGGAUGAAUCUUCAAUAAAGAUACCACUGCCUCCUAUAUUCGGAAUGAUAGUCAGUGGAUGGGAGUUGCUUUCUGCUGCAUUUUCGUCUUUCCCUUCAUUGCCGACGAUGUUUAUAGGGAGGAUAAAAUAAUGUGUAAAGCAGUUAUCCACGGUAGGAAUAUUCAACGAGUCGAUUGGAGUGGCUUUCUUUUGGGAGGAAAAUUUAGGCGGCCUGGCGUCAUUAAGGAGCACCUUUGGCUACGUUAUUAUUCUUGUGACAAUAUAUUUCCAUUUGAGUUGGAGGGAAAAUGUGGUAAAAUUGAGAAUUCGUUGAGCACAGAUUGGGCAAAUCAAGAAUGCAAUGAAAUUGAGUUCUCAAUCCAAUCUCCUCCUGGUGUCUCAUCUGCCAAAGUGGAAAAGUGUGGUGUUCGAAUAUUGUAUGGGAAAGAUUUGGAAAAUGGAAGAAAUACAAAACCAACACAGUAUUCCAACAAAUUGUGCAAAUCUUGACGAUAUCCAUCGAGACAAUGGUGGUGAUGAAGGGCCAACAGGGAAUGAUGGUGUCCUUGUAAAACGAAAACGUAACGUCUACGAGGAGGCAGCAGGACCAAGUGAUGAGAGUGAUAGCACUGAAGAGAGACCACACCGCAAACGCUUGGAAAAAAAUUUUAGACAUUAGAAUGGGGA
This is a messenger RNA of Durio zibethinus, 846 nucleotides long. Lineage: Eukaryota; Viridiplantae; Streptophyta; Magnoliopsida; Malvales; Malvaceae. The record is from RefSeq and is a predicted model, not a curated record.